This is a messenger RNA of Diospyros lotus (date-plum), 1397 nucleotides long. RefSeq names its product probable WRKY transcription factor 7. Gene Ontology annotation, molecular function: DNA-binding transcription factor activity; sequence-specific DNA binding. The record is from RefSeq and is a predicted model, not a curated record. Gene Ontology annotation, biological process: regulation of DNA-templated transcription. The transcript is spliced from 3 exons. Lineage: Eukaryota; Viridiplantae; Streptophyta; Magnoliopsida; Ericales; Ebenaceae. The coding region runs from base 171 to 1154 and encodes 327 amino acids.
CCCUCGCCCAUCGCAUCGUUUUUUGACCUCCGAAUCAAACCCAUCAUAUUAUUAAACCCAACACCCACUUUCACUUCUUCUUCUACUUCUACGUUUUUCACCAUCCCAAUUCUUGCUCUCAACAAUUUUCCAUCUCAAUUUUGCUUCUCUGCAAUUGAUGGUUUGCUACCAUGGCGGUGGAGCUCGCGAUCGGUUACAGAAAUGGCGCCUUAGAAGAGAACGCUGUGGUUCAAGAGGCGGCUUCUGGGUUUGAGAGCGUCGAGAAGCUCAUCAGGCUGCUUUCCCAGUCGAGUCAGGCGCCGGCCGGGUCAGAGCUCGAGAUGGAUUGCAGAGCGGUGGCCGAUGUCGCCGUCAACAAGUUUAAGCGGGUUAUUUCUCUUCUGGGCCGGACCAGGACCGGCCAUGCCCGUUUCAGACGGGCGCCUCUGGCCUCUCCGCCGGCAAAUCAGACCAAAGAAGGCUCUGAGAGUGCUACUAAGGUUUAUUGCCCAAGACCAAUCCAGCAGGUUCCGCUCGCGGGUUCCCACCCGAACCCGCUCCACCAUCUUCAAUCUCAGCACGACCAGAUGAUGAUCGUGAAUAGAGUCGUCGAGAGGAAGGACUCGGUUUCCAAGACCAUCAAUUUCUCGUACUCUCCGGCGAUUUCCGGCGGCACGUCCUUCAUGUCUUCGUUGACCGGCGACACCGAUGUCAAGCAGCCGUCGUCCUCGUCUCCGGCGUUUCAUAUUUCUCAUCUGUCCCAGGUCUCGUCCGCCGGACGACCACCGUUAUCCACUUCUUCUUUGAAGCGGAAGUGCAGCUCGUCGGAAAACGCCGGUUCCGGCCGGUGUAGUGGCUCGUCCGGCCGUUGCCAUUGUUCCAAGAAGAGAAAGCUGCGGCUGAAGAGGGUUGUUAGAGUUCCGGCGAUAAGCUCCAAGAUGGCGGACAUACCGCCGGACGAUUACUCAUGGAGAAAGUACGGCCAGAAACCCAUUAAAGGCUCUCCGUAUCCAAGGGGAUACUACAAAUGCAGCAGCGUGAGGGGCUGCCCGGCGCGUAAACACGUGGAGAGGGCAUUGGACGACCCGACGAUGCUCACCGUAACCUACGAAGGAGAGCACAACCACUCUCUCUCCGUCGGUGAAACGGCUGGCCUCAUCUUAGAGUCAUCUUAGGGUCACCGGCAUAGUUGCUAACUGGGGCGAGUCAGUGACUCGGCGCUCGCUAUCUCGAAGGAGAUUUUAGUGGGUUCAUUAGUUAAUUCCUUGUACAACACUGGUCACUGGGUCUUUUUUUUUUUUUUUUUAAAUGUGUAAUUUACAAUGAAUCCACAAAGGGAGAGGAAGGAGCGAUGGUGGAUUUGGUAAAACGUAUUUGAAAGAAUCCCAAGUGGGUGGGCUAUAUUCGCUCUUGCUUUA